ACCGCACCGCUCGCGCCGCAGUUCGAACCUUCGUCGUGGGUCGUGCGUCGUGCGGGUCGUGCGGGUGUGGAGCCCGGGAGGUCAUGGCGGACCAAAGUUUGCUGAUCGAGACGCUUCAGGCAGUCCAUCAACACACUGAAGGUGUGCUGGACUUGCUGAUGAAGGCAUGCAACAAGAUGAGCCUCUCGGAGCUCUCCACCGAGUGCGUCCACCAAAGUGCCGCUCUCAAGGACACCAAGAAACUCUUCCAAACCCUUCGCGAUGCGGCCAAGAGCUCUGCACCGGACCAGGUCCUGGCAGAGAUGAAGAGCUAUGCGAAGCAGCAAGCCAUCGCAGAAAGCCAAAGCUUGGAGACUCGCCUCCAAAGCACCUCCGCCCGCACCGAGGCAGAUCUCAAGGAGAAGCUGAAGAAUCUGGAGACACGGGUUCUGGAACUCGACAGUGGUGUGGAGACCUCUCCUCGGAAGGUGGAUGGGCAAGGCAUCCGGAAAGUCAUGAACAGGAUCAGCGAUUUCGAGGCUCAGGUGGCCGCACAAAUGCAGGCCCACAACCAAGACAUCGAGAAGAAGCUCAGCUUCUUGAACUCUCGAAGGACGGGCGACGAGCCGUGCGAGGGCGCCAGCUGGAGUCAGGAGCUGGACGCUGUGAAGUACGACGUGGGGGAGCUGAAGGACUUGCUGGGCGGAGCCAAGAGCGACACGGCACACGUGAAGCGGAUCGUUUUGGCCUGUGAGCGGGACAUGGAGGACUUCACUGCUGCCAUGGAUGCGGUCAACAUCGACCUGGAUGAGAUGAGAGCCAGGGUGGAUUCCACUCAUUCCAUCAUCACCUCACGGCAGCGCGUAGAGGCCACUGUCACUGCGGAGAUCUCCACCAUGCGUUUGGACAUGGGAGACAUGCAGGAGGCGUUGAAGGCGCAUGACGCUUGGAUGGAGGACGUGUCCCAAAGUCUCCAAGAGGUGCACGAGAGAUGUGAGGCUUUGAAUAUGGAGAUCACGCAGGUGAACCACGGCUUUCAGGCAAAGUUGGAUGCGAAGACCGACAUCACCAGCUGGAAUGAUAUGAACGACGAUGUCGAUGCUUCCAUUCGAACAGUGAGGGACAUGGCAUCCUCCCUACGCUUUGAGGUGGACAGCCGCCGGCGUCGAGUGGAUGAGGAGCUGCUGCGGAUCCGCUCCGAGGUCUCCAGCCUGGAUGAGAAGAUCAACAGCAAGACCACGGAGAUCUCCCGCGAUGCCGGCAAGGCCAGCCGCCAGCUGGAGGAACGCCUGCAAGCGCGCCAGGAGCAGUGCAGUGCGCUGGAGGCCACACUGCUGCGGCAUGCCGAGACGCAUCAAGCCUUAGAGGGCCAGAUGGUGCAGCAGAAGGAGCAGCUGGAGAGCCGGAUUACCGGUGUGGACGCCUGCAUGAAGAAGCAGGGCGACGAGCUCCACAAGAACACACAAGAUCGCCUUGACCUUUUGGAGCAACAGCAAACGAAGGUCACCAAGGACACCCAAAAGCACCUGAAUGCGAUGGACCUCCGCCUCGCCGCACUGCAAGGGGCGACGGGCGAGUGCAAGCGCGACAUCGGAAAGCUGAGGGAUGAGGUGAAUAGCCUCACCGUGAAGAGUGCCGCCCAUGACGUCGACAUCGCCCGGAACAGCGACGAGCUCCGGAAGCUCGAGCGUCAGCGAGUCGAAGGUGACCAGCGUCAGAAGCAGGAGUUCGAUUCCAUCUACGACGAGUUGGACCAGAAGGUCUCGGAGAAGAACUUCCAACGCUUGGAGGAGCCAACGAGCCGGCUUAAUCUCCGACCUGAGGAAGAUCCGUCGUCAUGGGCAACACUCCCACCGUCCACUGCCGGACGCCCGCACCUGGGCGAAACCAGCCGCCUCACCGAGCCGUGGGAGGAGCGGCGGACGCGGCCGGGCGGCGCGGAGUUCAGCCAAAUGGGCGGCUGUGAUAGUUCCCUCGCGGCCAAGGAAUGCAAUCGCGCCUGCGACACUGCCGAUUGCAUCAAUGAGUUGCAGGCCAACGUCAAGGAGCAGGAGAUGAAGAAGGAACACCAGCUGAUCCGCGCCGCGCGUGAUGGGAACCUGAACCAGCUCAAGGAGCAGAUCGCCAACAAAGCGGAUGUGAAUGUGAGACAGCCCUUGAAGCUCAUCACGCUGGAUAGAUACAACCAGGGCAUGCCCAUCCGCAAUUGUGGACUCACGCCCUUGAUGUAUGCAGCCAGCUCGGGACACCUGAACAUUGUGAAGACCCUAUUGACCGCCAAGGCUCGGGUCGACGACACCGACGAGCGUGGAGUCUCCGCCCUGCACCUGGCAGCGGCCUCCGGUGACUUCGAGACCUUUGCGGAGCUGGUGAAUGCCAAGGCCAGUACCAAUCUCAUCACCGAAGAAGGCGAGACUGUGUUGGACUGGCUCCCGCAAGAGGUCUUAGAGGAUGAACCUCGCCUCAAUCAGUUCAAGGCCUGCAUUCCCUCUUUGAAUGAGGAGGAUUACAUGUGCGUCCCGGGGGAAGCCAAGUCUCGUCCGCACCGCCGCAGCCGAAAUGCCUGA
This is a messenger RNA of Durusdinium trenchii, 2546 nucleotides long. The record is from the annotation of a GenBank genome assembly. Lineage: Eukaryota; Dinophyceae; Suessiales; Symbiodiniaceae.